AUGCCAUACCACGCCUUACCUGCGCUCAAUCAGCAGUUCAUUGUAGAUUCGAAAUACGAAUUCAUACGCGAACUGGGACAAGGAGCUUAUGGCGUUGUUUGCGCAGCCAAAAAUACAGAGACUGGUGAGCAAGUGGCAAUCAAAAAAGUUACAAAAGUUUUUGAAAAGAACAUUCUAGCUAAACGCGCUUUACGGGAGGUGAAACUUUUGAAACAUUUUAGUGGCCAUGAGAAUGUUAGUCCAAUCACAUCAAUUCUUGAUAUGGAUAUAACAAAUAUUCAGGAUUUCAACGAAAUUUAUCUAUUCCAAGAACUCAUGGAAGCCGACCUUCAUCAAAUUAUACGUUCAGAGCAACCAUUGACGGAUGCACACUUCCAAUAUUUCGUGUAUCAAAUUUGUCGGGGAUUAAAAUAUAUUCACUCGGCAAAUGUUUUGCAUAGAGAUUUGAAACCCGGUAAUCUAUUAGUAAAUGCUGAUUGUGAACUCAAGAUUUGUGAUUUCGGCCUUGCCCGUGGUUUCUCAGAUUCACCUGACCACAAUGCUGGUUUUAUGACGGAAUAUGUUGCAACGCGAUGGUAUAGAGCUCCUGAAAUAAUGUUGAGUUUUCAGAAUUAUACUAAAGCUAUUGAUAUGUGGUCAGUUGGAUGUAUUUUUGCAGAGAUGCUUGGUGGAAAACCUUUAUUUAAAGGACGUGACUAUGUUGAUCAAUUAAACCAAAUCCUGGGAAUCUUGGGCACUCCAGAUGAAGAAACUUUAAGAAGAGUUGGGAGUGAGAGGGCUCAAGUUUAUAUACGUAGCCUACCAAAAAUGCCAAAAAUCCCUUUCUCCCAACUUUAUCCUAAGGCAAAUCCUUUAGCACUUGAUCUAUUGGAAAAACUUCUCAAAUUCGAUCCAGCUGCAAGGAUCACAGUUGAGAAAGCUUUAGCCCAUCCUUAUUUGGCUGCCUACCAUGACGAAGAAGACGAGCCGGGGCAUGAUGAAAUGUUUGAUUUCUCGUUUGAAUCAGUUGAUUCUAUUGAAGAUAUGAAGAAAAUGAUUGCCCAGGAAGUGAUGUCUUUUAAAGCUUCUAAACAGUCACCAUUAGGGUUGAAUGGUGCACAAUUGGGACGUAAAGCAAGUUUGACAGCGCCUGACCGUGACAUGCUAGCCCAGCAGCGUCAACAACCAAAUCGCAAUUCUUUAUAUGAAUUUGGUGCAGCUAGUCAACAUGCGGCUAUACCUUCAGCAAGUAUGGAAGUAGAUGAAUUAGAAAAAGA
Scutellospora calospora is the source of this 1256-nucleotide messenger RNA. Lineage: Eukaryota; Fungi; Glomeromycota; Glomeromycetes; Diversisporales; Gigasporaceae. The record is from the annotation of a GenBank genome assembly.